Asparagus officinalis (garden asparagus) is the source of this 2334-nucleotide messenger RNA. Its product is annotated as scarecrow-like protein 21. Gene Ontology annotation, cellular component: nucleus. Gene Ontology annotation, molecular function: DNA-binding transcription factor activity; sequence-specific DNA binding. The coding region runs from base 269 to 1891 and encodes 540 amino acids. NCBI's taxonomy places the organism in Eukaryota, Viridiplantae, Streptophyta, Magnoliopsida, Asparagales, Asparagaceae. Gene Ontology annotation, biological process: regulation of DNA-templated transcription. The record is from RefSeq and is a predicted model, not a curated record. The transcript is spliced from 3 exons.
GCGGGAAUCUAUUAUAGGGGUCACCAGGUCUCCCUUCUCUCUGCUUGUAGCACUCUUCCUUCUCUAAAUUCUCCUCUUUACUCCCUUGAUUCUCUGCGUUUGAAGCUCAACUGUGACCAGGAUAUUGUCAACAGGAAACAGGAAAAGAAACUGGGAGAAGAUUUGCAGUUCCUCUACAAUAAGGAUCACUCUAUGAGUUUUUGCAGGAAUAUCCAAUUUAUAUAAAGGAAAACUGUAGAAGAUAAGGAUCCUUUCUAUGUGAUCUCUCAUGCCUGGCCCGGAGAUAAGCUACCCUACAAGUUACACAUCUAUGCAAGCUUCCAAGCAGUAUAACAAUCAGCUCAAUUCGAUGCCCAUAAGGGAAUCUACAUCCCAAAUCAUUCCUCAAAACUUCCAGCCUUUAGCAGCCCCCCUUUGCUCCGGUAACGGGUCCCAAACAAAGCAUACUUCCUCUCAAACCAAUCAACUUCAGUACUGCACGCUUGACUCCUCAUUGACUUAUAACUCUCCAUCCACUGUUAGUAUUUCUCCUACAAGUGGAAGCCCUAUAUCUCACCAAGAUUACCAAUCUGACAACACCUAUGGAUCUCCUCCAAGUGUUUCUUGCAUAACCGAUGACCCAAAUGAUCUUCAGAACAAGCUACGAGAACUAGAGAACGCAAUUCUCUGUACCGAGAUGGAAAAUCCAGUUGACAGUAUCCAGAGUGCUUUACAGAGCCACCUCUCAUUGGAUACCGAGAAUUGGAUGCAAAUAAUGGGAAUUCCUCAAGGAGAUUUGAAGCGGGCGCUUAUGGUAUGUGCUCAAGCUGUGGCAGAGAACGAUAUCUCGUUGGCAGAAUGGCUAAUAGCACAGUUGAGGCCUAUGGUUUCAGUCUCUGGGGAUCCUGGACAAAGAUUGGGAGCCUAUAUGCUUGAAGGACUUGUUGCUCGCUUGGCUUCCUCUGGUAGUUUGAUCUAUAAAGCUUUGCGGUGCAAAGAGCCUGCCAGCUCUGAUCUUCUCUCUUAUAUGCAUUUGCUCUAUGAGGCCUGUCCUUACUUCAAAUUUGGCUAUCUGUCAGCAAAUGGCGCUAUUGCUGAAGCUUUCAAGGGGGAAGAUAGGGUUCAUAUUAUUGACUUCCAAAUUGCACAAGGAACCCAAUGGGUGACUCUCCUCCAAGCUUUGGCUAAGAGGCCCAGAGGGCCACCACAUGUUAGAAUAACAGGGAUUGAUGACUCUGUCUCCGCUUAUGCUAGAGGAGGUGGCCUUCAUAUUGUAGGACAGAGACUGUCUCAUUUUGCAAAGUCUUUAAAUGUGCCUCUUGAGUUCCAUCCUGCAGUACUGUCUGCUGGUGAAGUGCAGCCUCCUGAUCUUUGGAUUCAACCGGGAGAGGCUUUGGCUGUAAAUUUUGCUUUCCAACUUCAUCACUUACCCGAUGAGAGUGUGAGCACUACAAAUCAGCGUGACCGAGUCUUGAGGUUGGUGAAGAGUUUAUCACCAAGGGUUGUUACUCUCGUGGAGCAAGAAUCUAACACCAACACUGCUCCUUUCUUCCCGAGGUUUGUAGAAACUUUGGAUUACUACACAGCUAUCUUUGAAUCGAUAGAUGUUGCCCUCCCAAGGGAGAACAAGGAGAGGAUCAAUGUUGAGCAGCACUGCUUGGCGAGGGACAUAGUAAAUAUCAUUGCUUGUGAGGGUGCUGAGAGGAUUGAGAGGCACGAGCUCCUUGGGAAGUGGAAGGCAAGGUUUACAAUGGCAGGGUUUACUCCGGUCCCACUUAGUCCACUGGUGAAUGCUACUAUCAAGGGGCUCCUAGAGAAUUACCCAGAGAAGUUUAGGGUUGAAGAGAGAGACGGUGCUCUUUAUCUUGGUUGGAUGAAUAGAGCUUUGGUCGUGUCCUGUGCAUGGAGAUGAUUAUCAAAGUUUGAGAAGACAGCGGUUCUGAAGCGGAAUGUGAUUUCAAAGAAUGAAAAGGAUGCAAGGAAUUAUAUCCUUUUGAAGACAGCUCCUCUGGUGAUGGAUGCUUGCGAUUUCAAGAUAUCGACACGAACGACCAGCCUUUGUCUCGUAACAUCAAUGAUGGAUACUAAGAAUAAGAUGGAAGGAAUAAUUGAUUCACACGAGGAGGCAGAAAAGUUCACAUUUUCUCACGUCCAUCUUUACUUUUAUGUCUCAUGAAACCUUCAUCUUAUGAUCUGUAAGAAAAAUGAAUUGACUUACCGGAUUUGGUCAAGCAUACAAGUCGUUUUGCUUUGCUUUAGCUAUAUAGUGGAGAACCAACGUUUUAUCUCUAUCAUGUAAUCUGAGAUGUGGAUCCCAUAUGUCGAUAUGCAAUGCUUUCUGAUGGUCACCUCUUC